Manduca sexta (tobacco hornworm) is the source of this 1113-nucleotide messenger RNA. RefSeq lists its product as uncharacterized. The coding region runs from base 564 to 1040 and encodes 158 amino acids. The record is from RefSeq and is a predicted model, not a curated record. Lineage: Eukaryota; Metazoa; Arthropoda; Insecta; Lepidoptera; Sphingidae. The transcript has 4 exons.
UAACUUCGAUUGCACUUUUUUUAUAGGUUUUAAGUUUUGACUAAUGUUGUAUUAGCUGGUAAUACAUCUAAAUGCGUGUUACGAAACGUAAGCUUCCCGCGCGUUAUAUGAAACCAUAACAAUAAACAAAACUAUUGCGGUAACUUUUGCAAAUAGCUUUAAAAUUUAUUAUCAGUGUAUUAUUAUAUAGAUUAUUGAUUAUUUGUACUAUUGUGAUGGAUAACCGGAAGAAAAAAAGAUCUGAAAAUUGGAGUAUUGAGGAAAAAGUAAGUAAACAAAAAAUCCGUCAUAUAGUUUUUAAUUUGUUAAAGAUAAUACAUGGAUUUCAAGCUAAACGACAUUUAAAAUGUUAUAGGAUGUACUACGCGAAUUAAUUGCACAAUCCCGCCAUAUUAUAGAGAACAAAAAUACAAAAGCUUCUUCCAACAAGAAAAAGACUGAAGAAUGGUAAAACAUAGCACAGAGGUAUUUCGUUUUUUUUUUAUAAUUAUAAUAUUAUUAUAAUCAGUUAUUACCAAGCAAAUUAACAAAGUUUGUUAAAUAUUUUCAGGAUUAAUGUACUCAUGGGAAAGAAUAGGUCUGAUGGUGAUGUUAAAUUAGCGUGGAAAAGAAUGAAGCUUGCUGCUAAAGCUAAUUUGUCCACCCAUAGAAAUCACCAAAUGCAGACAGGGGGUGGUGAAAAGCCUAAGUCACCUUCGCAAGAAGAUCUAGCGAUUAUGGCUAUUGCUCCACAUGAUUUUAUUGUGGAAUUCAAUAACUAUGACAGUGAUGCUAACAAAACAGCUGUUCAAUUACAACCCCUAGAAGUUAAGGAAGUAAUAGCUGGAUCUAGUAGUGCUUUUACUCGUUCAAACAUGCCCCUUGAAUACAAUGAUGUGGUAGAAGUGAUAAUGGACCAAGAUGCCCCAAAUGAAAAUGUGACGACUGCCGUUACUACUGACGAAAAAAAAAACAACAUUCAUAAUAAAAAGGGCCCUCAAAAUAUAAAAGUAGCAACACAAGAAAAAAUAUUAGAGAGCAACACUCAAUUAAAAAAAUAACAACUGGAAAUGCUAGCAGAAGAACAUGAAUACAACAUUAAAAUUGCAAAAUAAAAAAUAAAAAAACUAGAGC